This is a messenger RNA of Peronospora matthiolae, 1596 nucleotides long. The record is from the annotation of a GenBank genome assembly. NCBI's taxonomy places the organism in Eukaryota, Oomycota, Peronosporomycetes, Peronosporales, Peronosporaceae.
AUGGGCGACAAGUACGACCGUCAGCUGCGUCUCUGGGGCGUCCAAGGCCAGCGCCGUCUCUCCCACACGCACGUCCUCGUCCUCGGCUCCUGUGCCGCGGCCGCCGAGGCGCUCAAGAACCUCGUGCUGCCCGGCGUCCAGCGCUUCACGGUCGUGGACGACCAGUUGGUGACGCUGGCGGAUGUAGCCACUCACUUUUUCGUCUCGUCUGCUUCCGUCGGUGCGUCCAGAUGCGAGACCGUGGCCAGGAACGUGCAGGAGCUGAACGCGGACGUGGCCGGAGGCGCUCGCCACGCGAACGUGGAGCACGUGCUGGAGACGGAGCCGCAGUUUUUGGACCCGUUUGAUCUCGUCAUGGCUACACAAUUGAACGAGCGCGGGACGCUCUUGCUGGCGGACUUGUGUCGACAGAAGAGACGGCCGCUGAUCGUAGUGACGACGUGGGGGCUAGUGGCCUCGUUGCGGCUCCAGGUGCUGGACCACGUGAUUGCGGAUGCGAAAGUGGACCCGCCACGACUGGAUUUGAGGCUGUCGAAGCCUUUUGCGACGCUGACCGAGUUUGCGGACAGCUUUGACUUGCAGUCUCUGUCGAGGAGGGACCACGCACAUGUCCCGUUUGUGGUUGUGCUCCUGCAAGUGAGAGAGCAGUGGGCACGAGACCAUGACGGGCACAUGCCGACGACGUUUGCAGAGAAAGACGCGUUUAAAAAGAGACUGCAGGACAUGGCGUGGGGAGCUCCUGGGCAUGAAGUGAACUUUGUAGAAGCUGCGGAGAACGCCUACAUGGCGUACGUUGCGUCUCAAGUGCCUGAAGAAGUGGCGCCGGUGCUGGCAGCUGCUGCAUCUCGCGUUGGGUCGGUAAAGGCUCUGCAGACGACGAAGGACGUGGAUGUCGUCACACAGGAGUUUUGGCUUCUGGCGAGUGCCCUGGCAGACUUUGUCGAGCUGAAUGAUGGCAUGUUGCCUGUGACUGGCGUUGUGCCAGACAUGACGGCGUCCACGGAAUCGUACGUGGCGCUGCAGGAGCUCUAUGUGACCAAGGCCAAGGAGGACGCGAUCAAGGUGCACGAGAUUCUGUGCAAGCGGCUGCGCGACUUGAAACUUCCUGAGGACAUGAUCUCGUACGAAUCAGUUGCAGCAUUUUGCAAGAACGCCCCGAGUAUCGGUGUGCUUGCAACACGCAGUGUGGCGCAAGAGUAUGAGCACGUCGACUUGUCGGACGUGGAUCUCGAAGAAGAGGACAAGGAGCAGUCGCCGUUGAUCUGGUACUUUAUGCUGCGUGCAGUGACUAGUUUCGCGUCCAAGUUUAAUCGAUACCCCGGAUCUGAGAACGCUAUCGUAGCUCAAGACAGAGCGUGGCUUGUGACGAGAGCGAGGGCUCUGGCUGCUGGUAGUGACGUGGCGAAGUGGAUUUCUGAUGAUCACGCAAUGGAGAUGACCCGAUCAUGCCAAGUCGAGCUGCACAAUAUUGCCGCGUUGAUGGGAGGUGUCGCUGCGCAAGAAGCUGUGAAGUUGAUCACGCAUCAGUUCGAGCCGCUCAACCACACAUACGUAUUUAACGGCAUCUCGGGUGUAGCUGCAACGUACCGACUUUGA